This is a messenger RNA of Hypanus sabinus (Atlantic stingray), 3710 nucleotides long. Its product is annotated as testis-expressed protein 47. NCBI's taxonomy places the organism in Eukaryota, Metazoa, Chordata, Chondrichthyes, Myliobatiformes, Dasyatidae. The transcript is spliced from 7 exons. The coding region runs from base 526 to 1320 and encodes 264 amino acids. The record is from RefSeq and is a predicted model, not a curated record. Gene Ontology annotation, molecular function: blue light photoreceptor activity; FAD binding.
CAAUGGGUAGAUAAUGCGAAUGUUUGUGGGAUUGCACUACUGAUGGAGUCAGGGGUAAUAAUGCUUGCAAAACCUGAACAAGCCGUUAGAUGAAUGGCAGGCACUGGAUUCCAAGGGAACGCUGCCCAACGCUUCACAGCAGACGGAGCCCCAUACAGCCAAACAUAGGAUUACAGAGGGAGAGGAAAACCAGGUUAAUCUGUUGCCUGAGCAACAUGUUUCAAUGCCAAACUAUCAACAGAACAUUCAGAAUGCCAAAACAGCAAAUAAAUCACUGCUGACAAGCGAAUUAAUGAAAGAAAUGGGAGGAAGGGCCGAACCCACGCUGCUUGGACGCGGGCACCGUUUGUAAAUCAUGCGCUUUUUUAUUGUGUUUCGUGGCUCCUUGAGAGGCAGGGCGAGUUAUGCUGAAAUUUCGUUUAAUGCUAGGAAUAGAUUUCGGCCGGUUUACCCGGGGCAGGGCAGCACAAACAUUGGUAACUAGGGCCUGAUUUAUUUUGAAUGGGUUGGGAUUGAGUGUAAGGGAUGAGCCGAAAAGAAGUGCCUUCAGCAGGAGACGCUGGUGGGAAAAGCAGACGCUCCAAAGGAUUGCAGAGGAGCGAUAGGACUAAUGUCUUUCAACGACUCUUGGACAAGAGAGCCAUAUCAAGCUCUAAAGAGGAAACGAAGUCACUUCUCCACAGAUUAAUCCUUCUGUCUAAAAUACACCCCGACUUGGCUGACAAAAGAGAACUGGGAGGAUACUAUACAACCUUGUUGCAGAAACUCCAGCGUCGUCAUCAAGGGGAUAUGAUCACAGGACUUCUGAUGCUGUAUCCUAACUAUGUUAUUCAUGCGGUAGAGUCUUCUAGUGAUGUGUUAUAUUCAGUGAUCCAGGAUCUGAGCGACAUGAAGAAACAACAAGAAAGACCUUUGCUUUUGGAGUCCAAAGUCCUGGUGAUGUCUCAUGAUGUUCCUAGCAGACUGUUCCAGCAGUGGGAGUAUAAGAUCGUGAAUGUCUUGGCAAAACGACUGGAUGAUAAUUUGCAAAGGGAGCCAAUAGAAAAGAUCAUCAGUGAAAGCCUCACCUUGCUUCUUAAACUUGGAAUGCGGAUACAGAAAGUGUACAAGGAAUCCCCCAAGAAUCCAAACGAUUCUGUGCUGGAUGAUGCCCCCGAACUGAUUAUUCCUCAGAAUCUCAUUGCUCGUCUUGUGGAAUCUAGGGAUCUUUUAACUCCUGCCCAAUUUCUGCACAAUUACAGUGCUCCAUUACAGAGAGCAAUGGACUCGGAACUUGUAUGGCCAACACCAGAGCCUUUACUACCUGCCAAAAGAAAGUAAUGGAGCUUGUGAAAAUAUGGGCACUUUCCUCAUUCACAGAAAAAGUGAUAUUUAAGUUUUGUUUUAUGAUAGUGUUCUCAAGAAAUGCAAUGUAUUCCAAGAAUUGUUAUGAAAAGAAAAUUAAGAUAAUAUUGGCUGUAAUGUAAACAUAUUUGUAGAGAUUUUAUGAUUGCUAACAUUUAGAGGCAUUUAAGAACUAUUAAAUUUGAUAUCAAUAAGUUAAAGAAAAAUAUUUUAGAAGUUCAUAAAAGUAAAAUUAAUCAAGAGCAUCAAGAAUCAAGAUUUCUGGUAAAGAUGUUGCCUGCGUACUAUACUGGACAUCCUAAUAGAUCAUAACACCAUAUAUUUCAUUUGUUUUGCAUCUUGAUUGUAAUUCUGGAGCUGUUGGAGCCUGUAAUUUGCAGUUUGGAGAUUGCCUGGGUGUUCCAGCACUCUUCAGUCUCGGAGAGGGUUCUGCGAGGCAGAGCUGGUGAGCACGGGCAGGCUGCGGGACGUGGCAAGGUCUGAUCUUUGACUCCAUUUUGCCAAUUAAAACUUCCAUUGUUCGCCUUUAAAAGCAAUAAGGGAGAUUGAAGCAAGAGGUGUAUGGAGACUUUUGGAGAUCGUUUAGGUGCUUCAGCACUCUGCAGUCUCCGAGAGGUAUCCAGGAGACAGAGGCACCAUGCGUGAACUUCAUGGCAAGAAGGCUGCGGGACGGGGUGCAAGCCAUCGUUCCUCUCCAUUUCACCGAUUAUAGCUUUCACUGUUGCCCGAUCAAAGCAACGAUGGAGUUUGAAACAUCGAGGCGAAUGUGGAGGGUCAGUGCUGGCUGCGUGCCUUUUGACUACUGGAAUUUCCUCUGCACCUUGAGAGGAGAGAGCCUGCCACUGUGCUCAGAGAGUGUUGCCCAGGUUUUCUGCAUUUUGGAUGUGGACUUGGACUAUAGACUUUUUCAGUGUUACAGAUUUUGUAUUCUCUGGUUUUCAGCUGAACUUUUUCAUUUUUUUGUGUGUGCAGGUGGGGAUUUGGGGGCUGCUGUGCCUGUUCCAUUUUUGUUUGGACUUUUUGUGCAGGGUUGGAGGGAUUUGGUGGUUGAUGAUUCUUUUUCUUUCUUGGUUUUGUGGCUAUCCAGAGUAGAAGAAUUUCAGAGUUGUACUGUUUGGUAAUAAAUGAACCUUCGAACAUGAAAUCACAUAUAAAUCAUUAAAGAUAUUAAAUUAAGAACAAAAAAUUACUUAUCUUCCUAUUUGGCAGUAAAGAACUACAUUCAAAUGAGUGGUUUUGGCAAUCACACGCUAGGUCAAAUCAGACACAAGUUCAAAGAGAUUCAUUACCCUGUGUAUUGCUCUGGAUUCUCUUCAAGGCUAAGCUACACUAUUGGGCUCUGUUUACAGGCAAGCAACAGAGUGGAGUGAGAGAUAUGGCCUGAAGCAGAAAUACAAAUCUCCCAGGCCAGCAUUUAGCACUUGGUUCAUUGAGGACAUUUUGCUGGUUUUCAUAUUUAAAGUUUGUUGCCUCCCAAAGACCCUGUUUUUGUAACUGCACAGCAUGAGCUAAAGCUACUGAUUGAUCUCCAGUCACUUUUGUGCAUGUCUUCCAGGUAUGCCAACAUUCCUCCAUUCUUCAGGAAAACCAAUUUUUGUACUAUGAAAUUGUAAUUCCUUCAUGGCACCUUGCCAUAUAUUGGAAGGUUAUCUUAUAGAUGCUUUAUAAGUUAUCAUUUUCAUCAACACUGUAGGUUACUAGCCAUUCUCUCUACCCUCCAUCUGUCGACGAUCGGCACACCAAGGUGAGAUUACACAGCACGACUGAAAUAAUUGAAUGCUUACACUACUCACAUGGAAUUGUCCACUUUUUUUUACAUUAUUAGUUACCUUAUCUAAACCACUCUGCUAAAAAUAGCAAAGGCUGGUGGGGGAAUUAUGUGAUCUUUCUGGAUAGAUGGAUUAGGAAGAUAUUCCUAUUGAACCGUAUUUGAUUUGCCUUGAAAGAGAGGAGUGAAGCAAUAAAGGCAUUUAGGCAUACAAAUUUUAAACAAGUAGUGUUGGGAUCAAAUGAGGCAUGAAGCCACACAAUUAUUGAUUUCUUCUUCUUCUUAAGGUCAUCAUCCUUACUGAGCCAUAGGCACCUGACAGCAGCUCAGCAGACUCCUCUGUCCUGGGCCAACUGAGGAUUGGUUGGCCCUGUGGCUUCAGCUUUCACCAUGUAACUUCAUAUGUCUUCCAGGUGAAGAUCUUUCCUCUCUUAGGAAUGAGACCUUCAAAGCUUCUGUUGGCAUCUUACAGGAUGGGGAUGCAGCCCCAUGCCUAACCCUCCUGUUGCAGCCGGGCUUGGAACUGUCCACGGUGGGAUUUAGACUUUGAAAAUGUAUUUAGGCUAAACUUGCAUUAAGAUGUUAAACCAAAGUGGUU